This is a messenger RNA of Adineta steineri, 1014 nucleotides long. Lineage: Eukaryota; Metazoa; Rotifera; Eurotatoria; Adinetida; Adinetidae. The record is from the annotation of a GenBank genome assembly.
AUGGGACUUGCUUGCACAAAAACAUCGACUGCAUCAAACGCUCCUUUGAUUAAUACAACUGACACAAGUCAAACUGGACCAGAUGCAUCACAAUCUAGCCUUGAUAUUUCUGCUAAUAAUAAAUGGACACCGAGUGGAAUUACAGUGGCUGGAGGAAAUGAAGAAGGCAUAGAAUUGAACCAACUCUUUCAGCCAUGGGGCUUGUAUGUAGAUGAUGAUUUGACUGUUUACAUCGCUGAUUAUUGGAACCAUCGUAUUGUGGAAUGGAAAUCUGGAGCAAAAAAUGGUGUUGUAGUUGCUGGUGGAAAUGGAGAAGGAAAUCGAGCUGAUCAGUUAUGUGGCCCAACAGAUGUGAUUAUUGACCUGAAAGGAGAUAAUUUCCUUAUUUGCGAUCACGAAAACAGACGUAUAGUACGAUGGCCUCGACGAGAAGGAAAAAGUGGAGAGACGAUUAUUUCAGACGUUCAAUGUUUCAGUAUAACUAUGGACAAACAGGGAUAUCUUUAUGUUCCUGACACAGACAAGCAUGAAGUAAGACGUUGGCGAGUAGGAGAUACCAGUGGAGUAGUCGUAGCCGGUGGGUGUGGAGAAGGUGAGGGUCUUAAUCAACUCAAUUAUCCCAGAUAUGUUUUCGUUGAUCAAAGCUAUUCAAUCUAUGUAUCAGAGCACGGAAAUCAGCGUGUGACUAAAUGGUUAAAGGGUGCAAAAGAAGCUAUUAUUGUUGCUGGAGGUCAAGGUCAAGGAGAUGAUUCAUCACAAUUAUCAAAUCCUGAAGGCGUCGUCGUUGAUCAAUUAGGUACUGUCUACGUAGCGGAGUCAGGAAAUCAUAGAAUCGUUUGCUGGCCCAAGGGAAGUAAACGUGGAAAUGUUAUUUUGGGUGGAAGCGAUAGUGGAAAACAACCAAACCAACUUUAUUGUCCCAUUGGUUUAUCCUUCGAUCGCUGCGGCAACCUGUAUGUUGUCGAUAUGGGCAAUAAUCGCACACAGCGAUUUAAUAUCAUUCGAAACUCUUAA